GGUCAUUCAUGUCAACUGUUUUGCGGUUUUAGGUUUUAGCUUCUUGUCAAAAUAAAUGAUUUUCCCGUAUUUUUAAAUUUUCCAUGAAUUUUAGGUAGACUAAAUACAAAAUGUUGUUUUUGUGAGGGCAAAUCAUUCCAAAACUUUACAAUCUACAUACACUGAACGUAUAAACUAUGAAACUGAACUGUUAAGUCUAUUAUAGUGACGUGGAAGUACACGAAAGGUUAUGAUUUAAACAAUUUUUUGAAAACAGUAAAUACCACAUACUUUGAAAAGAUGUUCGAAGUAACAGAUACCCAAAAAAUUGGUGUUGGGUUAGCAGGAUUUGGCAUAUUCUUCAUAUUCCUAGGCAUAGUUUUACUAUUAGAUAGGAGUUUACUAGCAUUAGGGAACAUUUUAUUUAUAAGUGGUUUAACAGCAGUUACUGGAGGUCGAAGAGCAUUCAGUUUUUUCUUUCAAAGACACAAAAUCAGAGGGUCACUUGCUUUCUUUGGUGGUGUAAUCCUUGUACUUAUGGGAUGGACAUUUUUUGGGAUAUUAGCAGAAUUGUAUGGUUUUUUCUUAUUGUUCAGUGGUUUCUUCCCAGUUGCCAUAAACUUUUUAAGGAGGGUACCACUUCUAGGCACACUAUUAAAUUUGCCAGGAAUCAGCAAUGUAAGUAUACUUCUAAUUGCGAGAUUUUUCCUUUCAACAUGACUUGCUGUUCAAAUUUGGCUGACACUGUUAUGUAUCUGAGAGAGAAGGGCAAGAAGGGUUCAAUAUGGGUUGUUAGGCAAUGAAUUGCUUCUAUCUCUUUCUAACACACGCAUAUGCAUCCUUCUCCUGCUUCUCUCUCGUCAGUGGCAUUUGGUUUUCACUAUGUGAGCAUGGCUAUCCAUUAUCAAAAGCAGUGUGCAAGAUAAAUAACAAGGCAAAAAAUAUUGUAGUGAUUAUCACAUUAUUGAUUCAUUCAGAUUUAGACAAUUAUUUCGCUGAAGAAGCUUUUGAGGAAUGCAUUAAACAUCUCUCCAGUCGUACAUAAAAACUGUUAUCAGGGUAAAAUGCAAACCAACAAACACAAAAUAGCAUUUUUUUAUACGUUUUCAUAUUUUGACAUAAUAGGAAUGCGCUUUUUUGAUAUUUCGAAACACUGAGAAUCCUUGUUAGAUAAAUCUUCUGCAAAAGUAUUUUUGAUUGUGUAUUUUGAGUUUUUGAUACAGGCACAUCUUUUCAGCUAGUUAAUAGGUUGGCUGGAGACUCCAACAGGACAACAGUAUAAGAAUCAAUAGUACAAAUUAUUGGAAGGUUACGAGGAAAAAUGGAACUGUCGAAGAAUUCAUAUAAUAAUGUAUAUUUUGUCAAGAAGUGUAUUGAUGAUUGUGCUGCUAUUUAUAAUAUUUGUGUAAAUACAAAACCAUUCUGUACAAAACAUAUAAACAUAUUUUACAACUAAUA
Messenger RNA from Acanthoscelides obtectus, 1437 nucleotides. The record is from the annotation of a GenBank genome assembly. Lineage: Eukaryota; Metazoa; Arthropoda; Insecta; Coleoptera; Chrysomelidae.